This is a messenger RNA of Scophthalmus maximus (turbot), 1947 nucleotides long. RefSeq names its product transcription cofactor vestigial-like protein 4. Lineage: Eukaryota; Metazoa; Chordata; Actinopteri; Pleuronectiformes; Scophthalmidae. The record is from RefSeq and is a predicted model, not a curated record. The coding region runs from base 237 to 1001 and encodes 254 amino acids. Gene Ontology annotation, biological process: negative regulation of DNA-templated transcription. The transcript has 6 exons. Gene Ontology annotation, molecular function: transcription coactivator binding.
CGCCUCGUCUCCACCAGGGCGGCGCUCCGCCUCUUUGGUUCGAGCCACAGGGCCCGUUGAUGUUGUUGUUGAUCGGACGCUAACUUCUGUCGAUGAAGUGAGUAACAGUCGACGUUAACGUCACACGCGACUGUGCGAGGACAUAAGCGUCACUGAACUGACAGAAGCCUGUUGUUUUUCCCCUCCGCUGGUCGAGCCUGCUAACAUCGAUGUUAGCAAUUAGCCCGUGGGUGUAAAUGCUAUUCACUAGAAUGGACCUGUUGAACUCUCAGUUCCUGGACAAGAUGAACAAUAACAUCGGGAGACUUCACUAUGACGAUGAGUGCAGGACACCCUCCCUGUCCACCUCUGUGUCCAACAUACCCGGGCCAACUCCGCAUUGUCCGAGCAAACGGAAGUACGGCGAAGAACAAAUGGACGAGCGGAUGAACUGUGACGACGACGACCACAUGACCAAAAUGAGCAGAUUGUUUGCCAGUCAGCUGGCCCGUCCUUCAGCUGGAGACGACCGUAACGAGCACUGGAGUCUCAGUCCCGUGGAGCACGUGACGUCUUCUAAUGGGACCCACCUGUACGCCGCCAUUUCUGGGUUCGCAGUCGAGCAGCCGCUGCCUCUGACCAAGAGCAGCCACGACAGUGGAGGUGGGGGCAGAGAGAGAUGUGUCGCAGGCGGGACAGUGGAGCGGCAGCAGAAUCGUCCCUCAGUUAUUACCUGUGCCCCAGCAAACAGCCGCAACUGUAAUCUGUCUCAGUGCCACAUGAACGGCUGCUCGCCGCCUGCUGACCAGAGGAAGACCGACCCUAACACGGUUUGCGAUCCCGUCAUCGAGGAGCACUUCCGUCGCAGCCUUGGGAAAAACUACAGAGAAGCCGAGGUGUCCGACUCGGUGUCCAUCACCGGCUCCGUGGACGACCACUUCGCCAAGGCCCUGGGGGACGCCUGGCUCCAGAUCAAGGCCAAGGGUGGAGGUCGUCAGACCCCCGACGCCGAUGAUCCGUGAGGCAGCGGAGUAAAAACUUUUCAAUCGCCUUUCUUUCUUUUUUUUUGUCUUUGCAUUAACUUCUCCUUUAGCCAAGAACAAUGUCAGACGCUGUAUUGUGGCGCCUGAUGGACGUGGAGAGAUCCACGCCUCAUUAGAACUUGUCGAAUCAGGAAUUGUCUCUCAAUAGAAGAGAAAGUAAAUAUUUCACACCAUUGUUGGAUUGAUGAUGGAAAUUCUAAAUAUCAUAGUUUCUUUAGUUAUAUUUUACUUCUUUCUUCGAUAGCAGAAGAGGUUCCCCUGCCUUUUUCAAUCAACAAAUAAGCCAUAGAUCUGCUCUCACAUUUUUUUUUCUAAAAAUCACUCUUCUUUGUUUCUGUUACUUGUCUUAUUUGCGCCGUGUUUUAAAAAUGGCCAUAAUGAUGAAAGAUCCCCUCCAGUCACGUUUUAGAGUAUGUGAAAAUAAUCUGCUAUGCCUAAUAUUUUGUUUAACAUUGUUUACCAAAAAACAUUUUUGGGGCUGGAAACCAUCCACUCUCUCCCUCAUUGAGGAAUUCUGAGACUGUGAAUAUUCAUGAUAGGCAAAUAACACAGGCCCCGCCCACCACAGCCGCUCGCGCUAGGUGGAACGGCGGAAGAAUGUGCGCAACAAGACGGCUAGCGGCAACAUCGGCAAGAUUCAGCCCUAAAACUUUAACGAACUGCUAAUGAUAACGCUCACUGUCUGCUGACACCUGCCGUCCUCUCAUGGAUGCCAACUGCUAAUUCUAACGCUAACUGUCUGCUGACACCUGCCGUCCUCUCGUGGAUGCCAACUGCUAAUUCUAACGCUAACUGUCCGCUGACACACCUGCCGUCCUCUCAUGAUGUGCUGCCUCUGCUGCACUGGAAGUUUCAGGUUUUUUUGCCUCACAUUUGCAUAUUGGACAGCGAUUGGUUUUCUGUAUUUGUGGCCGUACCAAAUCUA